Messenger RNA from Dermacentor albipictus, 716 nucleotides. RefSeq names its product cuticle protein 64-like. The record is from RefSeq and is a predicted model, not a curated record. Lineage: Eukaryota; Metazoa; Arthropoda; Arachnida; Ixodida; Ixodidae.
UUCUUGCUUUACUUUUUCAACCCUUUCCGCGAGCUCUGUUGGCCGGCACAAUUUUGCCCUUGGUGUCGCCUGGGUAUAUAAGUUGCCCCCGCCGCAAAGGUAGCCAUCAGAGUUUCGCCAGAACCUCCUGAGGAAUACCAGCACCAUGAACACCCUCAUCGUUUUCGCCGCCCUCAUCGCCGCCGCCAGCGCUGGCUUUGCCGGAUACGGCUAUGGCGGCUAUGGCGGAUACGGCCACGGCUACGGCCACGGCCACCACGCUGUCGCCGUUCCCGUCAAGACCGUCUCCUACGUGAAGAAGCCCGUCGUCAGCGUCGGCUACGUCACCAAGCCCGUCGUGACCUACGUCAAGCAGCCUGUUGCCACCGUCUCCCACACCGUCCAGCCCGUCGUGUCUGUCAGCCACGCCAUCGUCUCCGCCGGCGGAUAUGGAGGAUACGGCGGAUACGGUGCUGGCUACGGCGGUCUUGCCGGCGCCGGCUAUGGCGGCUACGGCCAUGGUGGAUAUGGCGGUCUCGGCUACGGCCACGGCGCUUACCUCAAGGGAGGCUACGGAUACCACUAAAUUCUGGCGUAAACUACGACAGCUACCUUGCUUGUACCUGCGGUGCGAGCACAUCGGUGGCGAAAUUCACGAAAAAGUCCACGCUUGCAGCAUCCCGCUACUUGUGUAUUUAUUGUGAACAAAUAAAAACCUGCCAUGAUUCACGCAUCUA